AUGUCUUCGGGCUUCCUUCUACCCUCGAGAGCAAAUGGAAAACCUUAUUACGCCUUGCCCGCGUUCUCUGUCAGGCCCAUUGUCCGGUGUGCGACAACGUCUUCCACCAACCCGGAAGAGAACGAAGAUCCCGCCACUGCUGCGAAAAGGAGAGCGGCCGAAGCGAAGUAUAGGCGCCGACGGGAAUUCUGGAUGCGUUUGCGGUUCGAAACUCUGGAUACCAUAUAUCGAAUCACACAUGCAAUACAGUCCCUCGGCUACGUGGCCGUUCUCAUAGGAGGGCUUGGUGUACUCGGCGGAUCCUUUUACUAUCUAUCUUUGGAUAUCGUAGACCAGACUGAAGCAUGGUCCAUCUACGAAGCCACGGCAGCUCUUAUUGCUGACGAUGCACGCGUGCGGGCGCUGGUGGGGGAUGACGCAGAGGUGAUGGCGGACCCCACGGCUGGGAAAGGUCGACGACGAUUGGGGUCGGAUUCACUGAGCCAUAAUGUGAUACAAGAUGCGGAUGGGAAGCUGACGCUUUGUAUGCGGUUUUAUGUUGUGGGGGCAAGAGGGACUGCUUCGGUUCAUGUCGAGCUUGUACCGACAACCGGCGACACAGCAGACGUCUCGGCUGCAUCUCCUGCUUUGAACUCUGGCAGCCGAAAAUGGAGGCAUCAACUGAUCCAAGUCAUUCCGGCAUAUAAGAAAGGACGGACGGUCACUAUCGUUGACACUCGGCCAGUUCAUGUAAUACAGCCCGAGGAGGUGAAGAAGACUGGACUAUUCGGAUUCGCGGCGCGAGCCGCUGGUAGUCGGCGAUCUGCAUAG
This is a messenger RNA of Fimicolochytrium jonesii, 810 nucleotides long. RefSeq lists its product as uncharacterized. The record is from RefSeq and is a predicted model, not a curated record. Gene Ontology annotation, biological process: protein import into mitochondrial matrix. Bases 1 to 810 code for a protein of 269 amino acids. The transcript has 3 exons. Gene Ontology annotation, cellular component: TIM23 mitochondrial import inner membrane translocase complex. Lineage: Eukaryota; Fungi; Chytridiomycota; Chytridiomycetes; Spizellomycetales; Powellomycetaceae.